This is a messenger RNA of Filobasidium floriforme, 1206 nucleotides long. RefSeq lists its product as uncharacterized. NCBI's taxonomy places the organism in Eukaryota, Fungi, Basidiomycota, Tremellomycetes, Filobasidiales, Filobasidiaceae. The record is from RefSeq and is a predicted model, not a curated record. Bases 1 to 1206 code for a protein of 401 amino acids. The transcript is spliced from 2 exons.
AUGCAGUCUUACAACGCUGGGGUAGAUCCCAGCAGCAUAAUCUGGGCUGGACUGGUCGAUGGAAAUACGCCGGCUCCAGGUCCUUCGCGGUUCUUUCGCCCGAGGCCUGAGCAUGAGUUUGACGAAGUCAAUCGUGCUCCAGCCCCAAAUGCGACGUCUACCCCCUUCAUGCCUGGAGCGAGUAGCUCUCAAGGCUUCCAGAUCCCCGUACACAACGUGCAGCAGUCUAAUUCUGCCGUACCAGCUGCGAACGUUGCGGCGUCUUCGCCGUCGCAGCCUCCGACAUUCCCGCAGGACCCUUCACCUUGGCCGCAAGAUGAGCUUAUUUCAACUCAACCGCAACAUGAGCGUCUUCCAAUUCAGCCGAAUCAGCCUGCCAUCAACACAGCUUUGACCAGUACUAUCAAACCUCCCGUCAACCGUCAUAACCCAAACGUGAUACAGAUGGAGGCCCAGAACAAGGAACUCGCUCCUCAUCAGGUCACGAUUCUGCCGACGGACGGGGCCGCAGCUUGCCUGGAAAAGAUACAUCACGUCGGCAGUCUGCUUGAUAGCGGUCUCACCCUUGCCGCUCAUCUCGGGCUGUUUGAAGGGGUACCAGACAGACAUACGCCAGAGUCCCUGGCCGUCGAAGGGAUGACGGCUACGGAGAAACAAGCCUGGACUUGGUGGUCUCGGCUCGAGGCUACAGAGCCCGGCUCCGGGUCCAAGGCGCUCCCAACGCUGGAUGUCAAGAAGGACCGUGCGCCGGUUCCUCCCACUGCUGCUGGGAACAAGAGCAACGUCGCUCAAAAGACUCCUGCUCUCGAGCUAUUGUACGGUUUCCCGGCCGGUACCCUGUCUGCGGAACAUGUCGCCUACUUCCUCAGGCCCAGCAAUGCCAGUCAUGUGCCAAUUUUGACCGCGGCGCUGCGGGUACUCAAAUCCAGACAGCAUUGCUCAUCCGGUGCUGGUCUUGGUGCGCUCUACGUCGAUCCUCGUCUCAUGAUCGAGAUCGAGGCUCUGCAAAGUUUCCGUGAUCAACUGCGAGCACGCCAAGCGGCUCUGGUUCUUCGUGACGGCGUCGGAAUAGCCGAAGUUGGCGUGUUUGUCGAACGACUAGAUAACAGGAUUCAGUUCCUUCGAGGUGCUCAGCAGCCUUUGAAGCAAAAGGAUAUCAUCAAGAAGCAAGCGAGCCAGUUGCGCAAGCCUGUCUGGGAGGCGUGA